Amoebophrya sp. A25 is the source of this 2604-nucleotide messenger RNA. The record is from the annotation of a GenBank genome assembly. NCBI's taxonomy places the organism in Eukaryota, Dinophyceae, Syndiniales, Amoebophryaceae.
AGGCUGGCAAUUUACUUGUCCCACCCUCUCACAAAACCUCACUUGAGCCGGCUUCCUGUUGAUUCGUGCUCUUGCCCUAGAAAUCAAAUGAGGUUGUUUCUGAGGCUUUGGCACUUGCUUUUCUAGUGUUGACUUCAACAAACGGCGCAUGGGAUCUAGUAAAAAAUUGAUUUUGAAUGAAGGCCGAAUGCUUCCUGUCGAAUCGUCUUCAUUGGUAUCGAAGUUCAAAAAUGAAUCUGCGUGAGCGUCUCAUGGCUUGGUUGCUAGUGGUGGUCUUUUUUCAUCGACGCAGCUCAAGCGCAACGAGAUCCUAUUGCAUGCCCAGAAGCACAGCUCUAUCGACCGAUCGUGCUCCUGAUCUUGUCAGACCUUUUAUGGACAAUGAAGAUCCAUAUGAGCAAGCACUUGAGUAAAUGAUCCAAACGGCAAGCACCUCUUGAAGCUAUGCGAACAAUUCUGAUGACUUUCGUGGGGUCUCAUCGUUGAUUUCUCGUUUUGUAAAUAUAACAACAGUAGUCAACUUGUUCAAAAAUUCGAAUCAACAUGGUAAAUCGUAAGACAAUAGGAGGGAACACUACAGGGGAGAGCGUCUAAGCCUUUAGCGUUUAGCAUAAUUUUUUAAAAGGAUAAGCUGCCCCCCUCCGCAAUCCAUGCCCACCGCACAGCCGGCGCGCAGGGUACAGCAGUCUGCCGCUCUGUGCAGAUGUGUUUCUGUUUGCUUCCAUGUGUUUAGCAGAGAUGGCGUCAGCAGGCGCGCGCACCGUUCUCGCCGGCGCGUGCCUGCAUUCAGUGGGCCUUGCAGGGGAGGCCUGGCCCACUGCUGCCCCUGCCCUCCUACUGGUUUUGGUGCGCCGUCCUUCAGUCUUUGUGGUGUUUGUGUUGUUGCCGCUUCGUGUGUGGUCGCGUGGCUUGAGCUCCCGACGCUCCUUCCCGGUUUUGUUCUUGUUGGCCUCUGUCUGUUCGGUUUCCCGGUUUUUUCUGUUAUCUUUGGUUUUUGUUUUUUGCUUUUUUGGUCUUUAGUUUUUUGGUUUUUCUGUUAUUUUCUUUUGUCUUCGUUUCUUGUUGUUUUGUUUUUAGAGAUCUUGUAGCAUUGUUUGCUGUGUGUGGUUGGUCUUGCGAGUGGGAUUGUGUGUUCGUGCCUGCCGGUGUUUGUUGUUUCGUUCUCCCUGUUUAUCCUCCUUGUUUGUUAGGGUUUUCUUAUAUUUGUUCAUCGUUUUGGACGGUUUGGAACGGUUUUUUGGGUCUCUGUGUUUUGUUUUUCUGUUAUUUGGUGUCUUUUUUGUUUCUUUCUUGUUGGUUCUGUCGCCUUUUCGGUCUCUUGUCUUUGUUCUUUGGUCUCUUUCGUGUGUGUGUGUGUGUGUGCCUGUGAGGUUCUUCACAGGGCAGCAGAAAAAUGGUCGGGCUGUGUGUGUUUUUCUGUUAUUUUGCUAUCCUGGUGCGAUUUGUUGUUGUUUUGUUCUGGUUUUUCUGUUAUUUUCUUUUCGCGUUUUGUUUUUCUGUGUUUUGGUUUUUAUUGGUUUGUCUGUUGGUUUGUGGUUUCUCUUUGUGUGUUUCUGUGUCCAUCUUCAGAUGGUCCCGGAUCUCGUUUCUUUUUUUGUUUGAGCAGAUUUCUUCAUUUUUUGUCCCUGGUUUUCUGUUAUUUUCGUGUCUUCUUUGUGAUGGUUUUCCCGUUCUAGGUUGUUGGGUUUUUUCUGUUAUGUUCUUAUCAAGAGGAACACCGGGAAGGCCGUUGGAGUCUUUCGGAGUUCUUUUAUCUUGUGACGUUUGCAGUGCAAGGAAACAGCCCGCAAGAUGAACACAGGCGGGGAGGGUUUUCUCGUUGUGAUUCGUGUCCCUGCCGAUUGGGUUUGUGUGUUUGCAGCCGUGGAGCAUGCUGACGUGGUGAGCUGUUCGUCGUUCUGUGGGAUUGUAGUAUGCCCUGCCUCGAAAUCUGUGGUGUCAUUUGCCGCGGUAGAACUGUCCGCUCGUUGCGCUCAUCCUUGGCAGGCCGGAAUCGUGUUUGCUUUGUCAAAAUUGAUUGAAGUGCCACUUCUUGACGCUUUUCGUGAUCGUUGGUGUGUAGUUGUUCCUUGGUUUCUGUUCAGUGUGGCAACUGUUUGCCACGGACGGCAAAAGUGAGCGGGUGGGCCAAGGUUGUUGCUGUUGUUGUUUCGUUGCUUGGGCGCGGGUGUUGUUGUGGUUUGAGAAUGUUUGUGGUAUUUGUUGUUUUAUCUGCAGGCCUUGUUGGUGGGUUUCGUAGUGUCUUUUGCCGGUGUUGGGACCCCUGAUUUGGUUGAAAAUUCUCGCUCGCCGGCUUAUUUCAUGUGGGCAUUACUUGGGGGCUUUAUGUCUUCUGCUACCUAAGCUAGCACUUUUAUUGUUGUGCCUCUCAUACAGUCACGAAUUAUGGACCGACGUUGCUACUUCUAUGGCGGUCUUUGUGUUUCUCAUUUUGGUGCAGCUGACCGAUCCGGGAGACCCGCGUCUGAUAUCUGUCGUCAUGACGGGUGGUCUUGCAUCUCAUCACGCUGGCGACAGUGCCUUAUCUUGGUGGCACUAGACAGCUCGCAGCCUCAUGCACUCCUUACCACUUACUACGCCAUCACUCCAGGUUCUCUCGUCUAA